This is a messenger RNA of Telopea speciosissima, 1398 nucleotides long. RefSeq names its product ankyrin repeat-containing protein At5g02620-like. Gene Ontology annotation, molecular function: protein binding. The transcript has a single exon. The record is from RefSeq and is a predicted model, not a curated record. Bases 1 to 717 code for a protein of 238 amino acids. Lineage: Eukaryota; Viridiplantae; Streptophyta; Magnoliopsida; Proteales; Proteaceae.
AUGGCAUUGCAUGUGGCUGCUUACAGGGGUCACUUAGCAGUGUUAGAGGCUCUAAUUCUCGCAUCGCCUUCGUCCAGUUCAUUGAAAAACAAUGGGGGAGAUACCUUCCUCCAUAUGGCUGUAGCUGGUUUCUGCACUCUAGGUUUCCGAAGGUUGGACAGACAGAUUGAUCUCAUGAAGCAGUUGAUCUGUGGAAAGAUCAUAAGUAUGCAAGAUGUCAUUAAUAUCAGAAACAAUGAUGGAAGAACUCCCCUUCAUAUGGCUGUUCUUGAGAAUAUACACUAUAAUCUAGUGGAACUCCUAAUAAGGGUACCGUCAAUUGAUUUAAAGAUACGUGAUGUUUAUGGCAUGACACCGCUAGAUCUCCUCAGACAAGGGCCAAAAUCUGCAUUGUCUGAAUUACUGAUUAAGCAGUUGAUUUCUACUGGUGGAAUGUCCAAUUGUCAGGACUAUACGGCUAGAAAUGCCAUCGUUUCUCACCUAAAGAUGCAAGGCAUUGGAAGCAGUCCUGGAACUUCCUUUAAAAUCUUUGAUGCAGAGAUAUUCUUGUACACAGGCAUUGAGAAUGCAUUAGAUGCUGGUGGUGAUCUGGGAAGUGCAACAUGCUCAAGUGAAAUAAGUAACUUUGACUUAGCCGAUGGGACCCAUGGCUCUUUUGAUAAUAAAAGGACUGGUUCUGUAAACUAUGCAGUAAGACAUCUAAAAAUUCUCCUCUAAUGGUCAAGGCGAAAAGAAAAGAAAACUGAAGAUUUGAAGAAGUUGGGAGAUGAUGAUUCAAUAAGAUCAUGUAAGAAAUAGAGAAAUUUGGAUGACACUCCAACACCACUCAAGCAGAGAUUCUCAAAGCCCGCAUCUCUUUCGGACAACAAAAGGGCUCCUUCUAUAAGGAGUAAUCUUCCAAGUCCAUCCCACAAGAAGAAGCUUGCUGUAGGACUAAUCCAUGGUGUUGUUCAGGCCAUACAAUAGUUAUCAUUUCCCACCGGAUCAUUUACCAGUUCUUUCUCAAACUCACCGAUUCCGUCACCUACUUCAUUGGAUAAACAAAAGGAUAUGCAUACUGGAAAUGAAAGUGCUAAUCCCUCUUGCUCUAAGCAAUCUCUAAUUGGUGGAGAAGUGGACAUGAGCCAAAAACAAACCCCAGUAAAAAGGAAGUUGAUGAACCAGUACUUCUGUUUCGGUGCACAAAGCUUGUCUGUACAUGACCCUGCUAUGGGGCCUUCGUCAAACUAGGGUUAUAAGCGUUCACUUCUAUCAAUGUCUUGAUUGAGUUGAUCUGAAAAGAUGGUGCCUGUGUGGCUCCUGUCAUUAGAGACUGUUCCAAAUCAUCUCAUGAGGUUUACUGCACCUUUAAAUGCAUUAGAUCAAUAGAGAUCUACAGAUGUUAUUUUGUUCUCAUUC